Messenger RNA from Triticum urartu, 1582 nucleotides. The record is from RefSeq and is a predicted model, not a curated record. NCBI's taxonomy places the organism in Eukaryota, Viridiplantae, Streptophyta, Magnoliopsida, Poales, Poaceae.
AAACUUCACCCCUGCCCGUCGGCCACCCCUCCUCGGCUCCUCCUCAGCCCGUCGCUGAGCUUGGCGGCGGCGCUCACCUCGCUCCGCUCCGCCGCUACUCGGCCCCCUCUGCCGCUCCCCGGUCCCCUCCGCCGCCCCGGCUCAGCCGCCUGCCGGUCGCCGUCACCACUUCACCGGCUUCUGCCCCGGUGCCCCGCACGAGCUCGACGGCGCCCGCCCGCUUACCUUUCCACUUCCCUGCUACCGCCGCCCCUCUCGUACUGUCGUCGCCCGCUGAUCUCAUUUUACCAUCGACAACAAGCUCAUCAAGGUCCAUAUUUGGGACAUGAUUUUGUAGAUUUUGAUCUGCCAUCUGCGUUGAAAGAAUGGAAGCUGGGCUACUACAUACCAAUUAAGCGGAAUAUUUAUCUCACUAAGAAGCGGGUUGAAGAUGAUGGCAUUUUUUGUUCCUGCUCCCUUUCUUCUGAAUCAUCAGUUACUUGUGGAAAAGAUUGCCAAUGCGGGAUGCUGUUCUCUUGUUGUUCAUCAAACUGUAAAUGUGAGAACAAGUGUGCCAAUAAAUCAUUCCAGCUCCGAUCUUUGUUCAAAACAGAAUUGAUUAAGACAGAGAAAUGUGGCUUUGGAUUGAUAGCCGAGGACGAAAUAAAGAAAGGAGAAUUUGUUAUAGAAUAUGUAGGAGAAGUUAUUGAUGACAGAACUUGUGAGGAAAGACUAUGGAAAAUGAAGAGACAACGUUACACUAACUUCUAUCUUUGUGAGGUCAGUAGCAAUAUGGUCAUUGAUGCGACAAACAAGGGGAACAAGUCCAGGUUUAUCAAUCAUAGUUGUGAACCAAACACAGAGAUGCAGAAAUGGACUGUGGAUGGACAGACCAGAGUUGGAAUUUUUGCUCUUCGUGACAUAGAGAGAGGGGAGGAGCUGACCUAUGACUAUAAAUUUGUCCAGUUUGGAGCAGAUCAAGAUUGUCAUUGUGGGUCUUCAAACUGCAGAAAAAUGGUUGGCACGUCUAAGUCGUUCAACUCAUUUGUUCUUCACAAUGGCAACUCAGGAAGCUCGCAAGAUCAGCACGACAUAAAGAAAAGGAAGACAACCUCAGAUAAUUGUAUUGGGGAGAUCAUCCGUUUAUGGGAUCGACGAGAUAAAAUGUAUGUCCCAGCAGUUGUACAUGACUAUGAUGAGUACACUGGAAUGCAUACUUUACUGCUUGAUGAAGAAACUACUGAAAAAUUUGAUAUGAGAGAGGAAGAUUGGGACUUCCUACCGCGCCCAGAAGAUCCAGAAGAAGACUGAUUGAUUAUUGAAGGAUACUUAUGUUUGGAUACACCCAACUGAUUCUCAUCUCAGCAGGACUUGUCACUACCAUUGUAGACAAAUCAUCACUGAGGAAGUACUUGCUGCAACCAUCCACCCUCAAACCAGAUUUUUUUUUCUGUGUGCUCCUGACAUGUAAAUCGGAUUUCCACCCUCAAAUUAGAUUGGUUUUCCUGCAUUCUCCCCCCUUUGCAAAUCAGCAGUUUUACCUCAUGUGACAUGUCCCUGAAAAUAUUGUCUUCUUAGAAUCAGCAGUUUUAGUUUUACCUCA